Molecule: messenger RNA, 1453 nt
Organism: Blepharisma stoltei
Lineage: Eukaryota; Ciliophora; Heterotrichea; Heterotrichida; Blepharismidae
Source: the annotation of a GenBank genome assembly
AUGUAUCCUGAUGGGAAAAUUAAUAAACCGACAGAUUUCAGGAUUACAAGAACCAAUUGCCCAUUUGACAAUAAGCUUAAGCAGACAUUUCCUAAAGGUCGUGCUCUUUCUUUUGGGAUUUGUUUUUUUAUUGCUGCUGCCACAGGCAUUAUAACAUUUUUUAUUUGGAAAAAAUGAUGAAAAAUUGAAGUAGAAGAACUUAAAAUAAAAGAAGAAAUUUCAAUAUCUGACACAAUUGUUGGACUUACAAUUUUGAUAGAGUUCUUUCAAUUGAUUUCACAGGGUCCUGAUAUUCGGCCAUUAAACUCACUUCUUGCUGAUGCUGGAGAUGCAGUAUCCUUAGAUCUGCAGACUUUUGUAAAGCUUGAAAAUGGGACUUUUUGGUGGUUUGCUACAGCAAUUAUUAUUUUGUGCUGACUGUGGGCUUUGUUUUGCAUUGAAAUCUUCUUUCAGUUAGAUGAAAAAUUUAAUCAUAUUUGGUUUUUUAGAAACUUGGGAAAUUUAGCUGAUUUUUCUAUGCCAAUUUUAGGGAAUUUGUGUUUUAUUCCCUUUAUAUUCAUUCUAUUAGAAAUUUUUAUAUGUGAUAAUUCAAUUGGAAAUGACUGAUUAGAUAGUUACCUAACUAUUGAUUGCUAUCAAUUCUGUUGACAAGGAGAUCAUAUAGAAAAAGCCCGAGGAUCGGCUCCACACGGGAAUGAUUUUCCACGUGUGGAGCCGUUUUUCCACACGUGAGAAUCCUGACUUCCACGUGUGAAAAAAUCGUUCCGCACGUGGGAAAUCGUUCCCGUGUGGAGCCGAUUUUCCGUAUUGCCAGAGAAUGGCGCAAGUAGCGCCAUUCUCUGGCAAUUAUUAUAUCAUCUACGCGACUUUAUCUGCACUCUCAUUGAUUUGCUAUGAACCUUUCGCAGUGUUCUGCAGGCCUCUUUGGCAAGAGUUUCAGCAUGAAUUGCAUGUAAAGUCAUUUCCUCUCUAUUUAAUGAUAAAAGCAGUGGUCCAAGUAGUUAUAAUAGUCUUAAAUAAAACAUUGAAAAGGUCAAGCAAUAUUGCUCAUGGAUUUUUGUUUACAUUUUUGAUGAUGCUUUAUAUAGGAUGCUUUUAUAAGUUCAAAGCUUACAAGUAUGGGAGAUUCAACCUAUGACACCAGCUAAGUCUUGUUGGAGUUGCUUGAGUUUCGUUGCUAUCUACCAUAAAUUUCUUAAUUUUAGGCUCCUCAUUUCCUUGAAUAUCAUUUAUUAUAGGUGGCUGGACAAUAACAAUCUUGAUUGGAUUUCUUAUCCAAAGGAAAAAAUACCCAAGUUUAUUAUAUCGAAAAAAAGGGAGGGAAACAUCAACUCUAUUCAAAUUUGCUUUUUCAUUUAGCGCCAAAUCUCUUGCCAGCCGCUCAAAAAUUGGAUUUCGUAAAAAAAUAAAUACUGUUAGAUUUUCUUUCUUUAAAUCUUAUAUAUUAUUGUAA